Molecule: messenger RNA, 2595 nt
Organism: Salvelinus sp. IW2-2015
Lineage: Eukaryota; Metazoa; Chordata; Actinopteri; Salmoniformes; Salmonidae
Gene: fam149a
Product: family with sequence similarity 149 member A
Source: RefSeq, a predicted model, not a curated record
UCGCAUUCCCAUUCAUAGUUUACGUCUCCGACACCGAGCCGACCUGGGAUCAGUUGAAAGUAGGGACUAGGACGAGUUUAGGCUUUUUUCAUGACGGUCCAGGCACAGACAACUCAGAUAAAGGAUCUGCAGGCUCCAUAGCCCAUGGAGUGUUUGUUAGAAAUAAUGUAUCUUAACUCCGAGAAAUGGUUCCUGCUUGACAGAGAUCAGUAUCAAUGGAAGAGGCCGAGCACAAGCAGACAGCAACCGAUGCAACAGAAGGUUGCCAGUUCAAAGAAAAAGCUGGUCAGCGAAAGGAGCAUUUUCUCAAACCCUUCCCUCUUCACCCGAGGCAGUCAAGGAGGAGCCAUUGCAAGUCAGCUAAGUGAGUUGUCUUCGUACCAGUCUUCCUGUGGAGGAGUGACCCCUGAGAGAAUCCUCACCUGCUGGUCUGAGACUCAGAGCUGUGCUACAGGCCUCUCUACGGAACAGAGCUCCCUCUACUCAUGGAGAUACGAUGAGUUUGACAGAGUGAACACCCAGCGUGUGCGUCAGCUAUUCAGUGAUGUGGACGAGCUGCUGUAUGAAGGGAGGGUGAACAGCAGCUCCCUGGGACUGCAGGAGGAGUGUCAGGAGUGGAACGGACACUCCCCACACCUCAGAAUUCUGGGUUAUCAGCUGGAGUCGCCCAAUCAGGAAGGGUUUCAGUACGUACACAGGAGAGUGGUGGCCAGUGGAGGGAGAGGGAAUGCAGUGCUGCCCCCGUGUGUGGACAAGAGGGAGAACUCUGGAGAGUUAUGUGUUGAAGGUCACAGUCURUCCCCAACUCCCUGCACAUUGCAGGGGGCAACCCCUCUCUCCCACUCUCUCUGUGAUCACUCCUCCCUUCUACAAGAAGAGGUCUAUGAGGCAGAGGGAAGGAUGGAGGAAUUUCUUGCCUAUGAUGCCAAAGAUACGGAGGAUGAGUGGGUGGGUCAGAGAGGAGUCUGGGGAUCUGUGGGGAAAGCAGGGAGGUCCGGGGUACCCCCUGUGUCUCCCCACACCUGUAUCAGGGAGGCCGUGGCUGACGAGGCCUUUGAUGACAUGUGGAGGGAGGUGGUGAAUUCUCUGGGGGAGCUCCUCCACAAACACUGGCAGAGACAAAUCACGGGUGGAGCAGGUCAAAGAGGAGUGUUGGAGGCUCUUGGUGGAGUCUUGGGUGAUCCCUCUCCUCACAUCAACAGUAAAUGUCAGCGUGUCCCUCUCUCCAGGGGCUCCAACACACGUAGCAUGCUGCUGUGGUCCAACUGUUGCCCCAGUACACAGGCCUCUCAGGUAUCAAGUACCUUCAAGAUGAAUUUAAACGGUGUUAUGACAAUCCAAGCUAAGCCUCUUCAACAAAGACAACACGGAUUUGCAGAGAAGUCUCAUUGUGAUCUGGAGGACAGACCCAGCAGAGCUCCAGCCCCCACUGUGUCUCCAUCCAGGAGAGCAUGUAGUACGCCCUCCCACAGAGCCCCAGGCCCAGCCCAGCGAGGCCUGCCCCUGCCCAGGCUCCAUAUCUGCUCCAGACCCAGCUCCACCUCCAGAAGUACCAGCUCCAGGGGCAGGGCCAGGAGCUGCCUCAGCCCCAGACACACUGUCCCCAGACACCAGGUCAUCAGAGGAACCAGACUGACCACAGUGACAGAAGGACAGCCGUCCCCAAUCCUCAGUUCAAUACAGAACCAGAGGCUCCUCCCCCUCCUCCAUGCUGACCAAUCAGAGCUGGAGCCCUCCGUGUGUACUGGUGCACCCAUGCAGCUCAGGGGGAGGAUUCUGCAAGGAGGACAUGCCACUGUACCCAUCUCUAUCCUUCCUCCCCUUAGAGAGCCCACUCUGCUGUUGGAGUCCCUGUCUCGUCCCAACACCACACACACACUCCGGUCAGACACACCCAUGAAGCAAUUGUUCACUCCCAUGGAUUUCACCUGCCACAUGAAGACUGGGAAAGGACCUCACCCAGGUGACUAUGCUCUGAUUGGAGUGACAGGCUUUGGCGUGGGUAUCACCUGCUCCGCCUCCAACGGCUUCUCCGAGAGCACCAUGGCAACGAGGAGACGCCAGCGCCCGCCAUCCUCUUCUGUGGAAGGAGAGAGUGGGACCGAACCACUGCUCUUAGGUGUUCCUCAUCAACGUAAAGUGUUUGGUCGGUUUCCUGGUCAUGUGAAGAAGAGACUCCAYGUGGUGUUGUCAUAGCAGCACAGUCCAGACAGGAAGACCAGAAUGCAUCAGGAACACCAACACUUGGAAUUAAUGGGUGUGACUAGAUGAAGUACAGCUACGGUGAGAUUUACCAUUGAACUAACACAAGAGUUUGGACUUACGUUUUGAAGCCAGAUGAUGAGUCGGAGUUGGAGAUCACUUUUCAUUGCUAUGGCGAUAGCUAGCUAGCCUCCCUGACAGUGGCUAUCUAGAGGUAGGACCGCAAUGUGCAGAUAACGGGUGGACAAUAAGGACAAGGUUUUAAUUUGAAAAGACCACAGCAUUUAGCAGGACAAAUCUGCUUGGUUAUAUUGUAUAUCUGCCGUUUUAAUUAGAUACAUUGUAGUUUAUGUGCCAAGAGCCAUUACAGGAUAGGAAAAUGGUGAUUAAAUA